AUGAACAAUAAUCAACGUCGUAAUUUACCACAGCGUUCAUUGAAGGAAAAAAGUCUUUAUUCAUGCAUUGUUUAUAUUGAUGAACCUAUGAAAUAUAGUAUAGUUGAAUCGAAACGUCUAGUACAUGUUAAUGACGAUGGUUAUGGAAUUAUAAAGGAGCUUGGGAAAUCGUAUAACAUUCGAGUAGAACAAACAGGCACACAAUCAUCGAUGGAACGUUACGGCCAACUACUAGAACUAGCAAUGCAACAACAGAUGCACGAAGAAGUUCCAUCCGACUGUGAAGACUGGAAAUCAAAAAAAGAAAAACAAAAUCGAAUGAAAAAAUUCGAACUUCGAACUAACUUAGUAUCAAAAGCAUCUGAUUGA
This is a messenger RNA of Rotaria sp. Silwood2, 369 nucleotides long. The record is from the annotation of a GenBank genome assembly. NCBI's taxonomy places the organism in Eukaryota, Metazoa, Rotifera, Eurotatoria, Philodinida, Philodinidae.